This is a messenger RNA of Dermacentor andersoni, 2062 nucleotides long. RefSeq lists its product as uncharacterized. Gene Ontology annotation, biological process: regulation of canonical NF-kappaB signal transduction. Gene Ontology annotation, molecular function: zinc ion binding. NCBI's taxonomy places the organism in Eukaryota, Metazoa, Arthropoda, Arachnida, Ixodida, Ixodidae. The record is from RefSeq and is a predicted model, not a curated record. Gene Ontology annotation, cellular component: plasma membrane signaling receptor complex.
UCUAUUCACAUACUGGAUACGCGCGAGAAAAGAGGAACAUCAUCAUUAUUAUCUGUUCAACUCGAGCAGCGAGAACUGGCAGAGGUGACCGAAAACCAGGCACGACUUUCGAACGCUGGACCAGGUGCUGACCAUUUGGCACGGGGCGUGAGUUAGACUGUGCGUCGCAGCACCGGACCCUGGGACCUUCCGAAAACUCCUCGUUUGGCCGUUGCGUUCGUGUAACAGGGUUUGUGUCAUUCGCACCACCUAGACAAUGGAUUCAUCUGAAUCGGAUGGAUACAGUGACAGCCCAGCGCACUCGCCGGCCGCGCCAAGUUCUAACAGGAGUACGACAUGGCGUACGGAUAUGCCGAUUGAACCGGCCGCCUACUCUGUGGAAAACUUCGAACCCAGGCCUCCAGAGGAGCUCGUGUGCACCGUAUGCCGUGGUGUGUACCGGGACCCCGUGGAAUGUCCCUGUCGCCACGUGUUCUGUUACAACUGCAUCCGCGACUGGCUGGCCCGUGGCUCGAGUCCCGGAUCUGGCAGCUGCCCCAUGUGUCGCCAAGACAUUUCCGCGUCCCAGGUUGUACCCGUGGUUCCUCUUGUGACAAACAUGAUCGCCCGUCUCAUGGUGCGCUGCCCCAACAGAGAAACAGGCUGCGAAGCAAAGGUGGCUAUGGAAUCGCUGAACUGUCACCUGGAUACUUGCCAGUUCCGCCAAGUGCAGUGCUCGGACUGCGCUGCCCCGAUGGCGGCAUCUGAGUUGUUCAGGCACCAACGCGAGAGCUGCUCCAAGCGGAUGGUGCGCUGCAGGCGCGACUGCGGCUUGAGCCUGCGCGCCGACACAGAGCGUGACCACGACUGCGUCCGCCAGAUGCGUGACUACAUCACCACGCUGGAAGGCACGCUGGACAUUCUGCGCCAGCAGAUGGAGUACACGCUGCAGCAGCUGUCGCACGUGAACCGCCAGAUGCGGCACAUCACUGCCCGAAUGGAGGCCUUCUCGGCGCGCGAGCCUGAAGAGCCCGAAGCUCCCGCUACACCAAGGUCACCCGUAUUGGGCCCGUUGCGCUGUAGUCAACAACAGGGAAAGCACCUGCCUGGGCGGAGCUUGUUCGAAAGCGGAACGGGCACCAGCGCCAGUGGGCCAUCGUCCAUCAAACACACCGCUCGCUCCUCCGUGUCUCCUUCACACAAGCACCGGUGGGAAGUUCCAACCGCUCCUGCCUUCUGUCCUAUUCAGCGAGAGCAAAACAAAGUGACACGACAGAGCACGCCGCCAUUCGAGUUGUUUUCAGAUCACGACCUCACGGCCAACGUCAUUCACGGCGCUGACAGGUGCCGCGGCCAGUCGCGCUUCGGAAUUUACAUGCCACCGGAAACCGGUCACCUCAACGAAGCAGCAUUCGUUCCGUUCACAGAGCCUCUCUCAAACGCAAGCUCAUCUGACCGUUGUUCAGGCCAACAGCCUCCUGUGUUCACAUUCGGUGAGGAAAAUACAUCUGAGCCACCGUUGACACCGAACAUGUCUUCCGCUACUUUUCGGAUGGCGCCCCUGGAAUCAGCCAUGUCUAUACGGCUUCGCGAGGUCACUGUCUCGGAACUCGUAGCUGGUGCUGACCCGCCGACUGUGUCACUAUCUGCGUCAGCGAACACGACCGCGCCAGGCGGGGCACAGACAUCGACCUCCAUAAUGGAUCUGACCACCGAACUGGCAUCGGAACUCCGUCUAAACCAAACUGCUUCCGGUUCCGGAGUCACUGGUGGAUGGCAGACAAUUACCCCUGACAGCUUCGCGAUGCAGGCCGACGAUUUAACUGCUAGCUUUCACACGAUGCCAUCCGCUCACGUGACCCAGGCAAACCCCGACGACACCGGCAUCUUGUACGGCCAAUUCAACGGUGGUGAUGGCUACUUCUCAAGCUUCAUGCAACGAAUGAGAGAAAACGAUGGACAAGACGACGAUAGCGACUCAACGUAUGAUGGGUGACGCACCCGGAUGCGACUUUAUUAUGGUGCCUGCCAAACGGGCUGUGUGGGACAUUUUUUUCUUUUUUCAAAAUAAACUUCCUCCUCA